Prorocentrum cordatum is the source of this 996-nucleotide messenger RNA. NCBI's taxonomy places the organism in Eukaryota, Dinophyceae, Prorocentrales, Prorocentraceae. The record is from the annotation of a GenBank genome assembly.
AUGCCUUGCCUUGGUCGGCCGCCCGUGAUGGCUGCUCGUGGCGAGGCUAGAGGGGCUCUGGCUGUGGCCGAUGGCGCUGCGCUCGUCGCAGCUGCCGUCCGUGCUGCGGUCGACGCUGGCGCGCCGAGGCGCAUUGCGGGCGCGGUGACGCGCUCGGCCAUCUCCGCCGUGGCUUUCGCCGGGGCGUCGAGGGUGGCCGAGCCCACUGCUGCUGGUGGUGCCGCGGCGGGUGGCGACAAGAACGUGGAGCGGCGCCGUCGGCGACGCGCUGCGUUGAAGGCGAGGCGGCAGGAGGGCGGGCGCGGCGCGGCCGCUGCGGAGCCCCCUGCAGGACGUGGAGCUGGACAUGUGGGUGGAGGCGGGCGGGCGGGGGAGGUGCCUGCGGCGGUGCGCGCCGCGGCGGCGCCCUCGGAGCUCGCGGACGCCCUCAUGAUCGACGACACGGCCAGCCUCGGCGACGGGUGGGCCGACGCCCCCAUGCCCCGUGCGCGGCGGCGGAGGCGGCGCAGGGCCUCUCGCGGGGCGGACUCGGCGGAGGCGGAGCCGGGCGUGGCGACCGCGGGUGCGGCGCCUGCGGCUGGCGGAGCUGGCGCAGCUCGGGACGCUGGCUUGCGCGCCUUGGAGCGCGGCGAGGCGGCGGCGGCGGCGGAGGCCGAGGCGGAGAAGCUCCUCCGCAGGCUCGGCGCCGCCCUCGAGGCGCUGGGGCGCCCCUUCGCUCGGGACGUCCUCCCGAGCGACCCCGCGGAGCUCCGCAGCGCGCUCGCCCUGGUGGAGCCCUGCGCGGCGCCCCUCUCGGGCGGCGGCUUUGGGCCGAUCGCAGGCCUGCGGAGCGGCGCGGAGCGGCAGCGGGCUGCCCCUCCCCAGGGCGGCGGCGGCCACGCCUGUGGCGAUGGCCCGCGGCCCUCCCGGCUCCUCGUCGGUUUCGCGUUCGAGGCCGUGCGCGGGCUGGGCCUGGCCCUGUGCCAGGAGCUGGACGAGCGUGCUGCGCGCUCUUAG